Epinephelus fuscoguttatus (brown-marbled grouper) is the source of this 2250-nucleotide messenger RNA. It is a transcript of the gene gjz1, whose product is annotated as gap junction protein zeta 1. NCBI's taxonomy places the organism in Eukaryota, Metazoa, Chordata, Actinopteri, Perciformes, Serranidae. The record is from RefSeq and is a predicted model, not a curated record.
CAUUUCUUGCACCCGUAAACGACUUCAUCCAAAGCGACAACUCUUAAAGGUGAGCUCUCUUACUGCUAUGCACUUUAUUCCCAUUAAUGACAACUGAUGUACCUUGACAUACAUUAAGAACCACUUCAAUCCAUAUGUACAAACAGCUUUAUAUAUUUAACAUGACAUUUAAAUGCCUUAAGUAACAGUUUUCAUGCUUCCUUAAAGCUUCCUUUGUGUGUGUGCCCUGUGACCCAGAGGUGUGUCUCAUUUAAAGAUGGAAAAAUCAUUUAUAGUACAGGGCAGAGAAAAUGAGACUUUUCAUUAUAUUCUGUUCAGUCUCUGUUUAACUUGAAUGACAAUUUUUCAGUUUUUAUACUUGUUAGGUAGCUUGUAAUUCUUUUACAGAUGAUUUUUUAUUUUACUUGGACACAUAAGACUGCAUUAAAAUCCAGAUAAUAAAAAAUUAAUUUGAUCAGAGAGGUCAAGAAGUUACAGGCUUAUACAAGGGACCUCCUAUAACUUGAGGUGAAAACCAAUAAAACAGGGUGGAUACAAAGGUAACAUGUUGAAAUGACAAAAUCAAUUAAAAUUUAAGAUAAAAUUCCUGAAACACUGUAUAUUAACUAGACUGAAAGUGAAAUCAUGUAUCUUAAAAUGUAUUUACAAUUUCAGCAGUCGUGCUUUUCUUUUUUUUUUCAACUUCCCUACCUUUACAUUCCCACACAAAAGCCAGGAGUGACGACGGUAGCCAUAGUAACAGGCCUCAUCCCCACCACCUACAAGUGUCAUUCCCUGUGGUUUGGCUUCCUGUGUGUCCGCCUGGUGAUCCUCUUCCUGGCAGAGCUGCCUGUUACCAAAGUGGAGGCUGACUCAACCUGCAAUGGCACUGGGGACCGCAUCUGCUCCAGAGUCUGUUUUCAUAGCCACAAACCCAUGAUGGUGGCCUGGAACUUUAUCUUCGUGCUGGGUGUCCUCUCUGUCCUGCUGAUGGAGCUGUUUUCCUCCCACUUGUGCUCCCUGACUAAGAAGAGGAGCUCUCAUGGAAGGACUGAUGUGGAGCUGGAGGCCCAGGUUGUGUACAAACCCGGGGCCAAGAUGGUCAUAGAUCUCCACAGAGACAGAGGCACAGUAGGGUUCUACUUAUUCAGCAUCAGCCUGCAUAUUCUGGCUGAAACAUAUUCAUAUACACAUAUUCUGCUUUCUUGGAACUUGCCAACGCUGAAUUUUAGGUCCAUAUGCUCCACAGACAUCUGCUCAGAGUUGCAUGUUUGUGUUUUGAGGGCUGCCCCAGAGAAACAGUCUGUUUAUGCCUUUGCUUCCAUCUCAGGCAUGAUUAGUUCAACCCUGUUUUGUAUGUGCUCCAGUGCUCACUGCCUUUGCAACUUUUAAACAUCGAAACUUUAAUAUUGAUACAGUUUUUUCUGAUUUAUGUGAAUUAUAUCAACACAUUCACAGUUUGUUUUAUGCAUCCUGUAAACAAAAGGGCGUAGGUUUCAUUACAACACUAAUGGGGGGCUGAGGAACAGCAUUGGGCUUUGAAGGCAAUUUUACAUAGUGGCCAAAUAUAGAAUUACAACAAUCAGGUCCGUGGCCCAAAAACGCUUUUUCCCAUAGACUUACAUUGUGAAAGAGCCCGUAAAUCAGUGGAUACGUUUUUCUGAGUGCCACAACCCCUGUGAAAUGAUUUAUUUCACUAUUUAGAUUUGAUCCAUCCAAAACAUUUCACAAGUCUAGAAGAGCCCCAUCAUUAAAUCAUUUACCUGAAGUUAGCUGCUCAGUCAGUGGAAGUCUCGAGUGUUCAAGCCGAGUUUCAAUGUUCUCGUGUUUCAAAUGCAUGGACCAGACGUGGCUGUCGAAGAGGCCGGGGGGUCUGGCACCGUGUAGUUCCUAGAGCACCUCCUCUUUUUGCAUUCUUGGUAUGGGAUGGAAAUACAGUAGCGUUGGUUGAACACACGUCAGUCUUUGGGACUUUGGGACAAUCUCAGUAUCCAGGGUGUUGUUGAUGUCAUGAGACUUCUCGAACUUCACUGGGUUGUCCAACCAUGCAUAGAUCGUACUCAUCAUGGGGUCCAUGUCCAGAGCAGUAAUGACAUCAUACUGCUUAAAGCCAUCUUCACCAACUUCAAUCUGAUCUUGGGGCUUGAAGAAGUCUCUCCACUGAGGUGCCCUCCUCCAAUUAGGGCUGCAACGAUUAGCCGACUAAUUGAUGACUAAUCGGUUUGAGUCAUUUUUCAUAGAAAAGUACUAAGUACCCCAAAAUACUUAUAA